Molecule: messenger RNA, 774 nt
Organism: Aethina tumida (small hive beetle)
Lineage: Eukaryota; Metazoa; Arthropoda; Insecta; Coleoptera; Nitidulidae
Product: zinc finger protein 79
Exons: 3
Coding region: 119-577 (152 amino acids)
Biological process (GO): regulation of transcription by RNA polymerase II
Molecular function (GO): DNA-binding transcription factor activity; RNA polymerase II cis-regulatory region sequence-specific DNA binding
Source: RefSeq, a predicted model, not a curated record
GUCUAAUGACCGGUUUACGAUGGCCGAAACGGAUGUUCCGGUUGUAAUUCAAAAUGGCGCUGUGAUCGCAUGUAAACAAAACGGACACGGUGGAUUUUGUGUUUAAACACACGCAAAGAUGCAGUACAAUUCCGAUUUCGGUUGCUCGAAGUGCGAACAGAUGUUCGAUUCGGCGUCCGGUUUGUUGCAACACUACGCGUCCCAUGUCGUGGAGGAGUUGAUGUUGGAGGACAAGAAAAAACCCAUACCGGAUCUGUAUCCGAUUAAAAAAGGUGAUAGCGAGAGCGACUCGGGAGUGGAGGAUGUUAAUCCGCUGAAAUACUGUCUUGUCACUAUGGAAACUGGACAGAAAACCAGCGGGAAAAAGUACCAAUGUAGUUAUUGCACUAAGACCUUCGGUUGGUCGACCGAUUUAAAACGUCACACUUUAAUCCACACAGGGGAGAGACCGUUUAAAUGUGCAUCAUGUUGUUCUUCAUUCACAAGGAAUUUCCUGUUGCAAAACCAUCAGAGGAAAGUCCAUGGCUCAGGGAGGAAAAGUAAAGUACCACAGUUGAAGCCAUUGAAAGUUGAAUGAGUGUGAUAAAGUUUUCUAGUCAGGGAAUGUGCCAAAAGUUUAUCGUAAUGGGUAGUGUGAUUCUCCCAAAUUUUACUAGUCAAAGGGCCAAAGUUAAAAAUAAUUUAUAUAUUUAAUAAAUGUAAUUGUUCAUAGUAUUUUAAUAUUUAAAUGUACUUAAUUAAAUUAAAAGUGCCUAAUAAAAUUUUGUAAACAAA